This is a messenger RNA of Emiliania huxleyi CCMP1516, 2069 nucleotides long. RefSeq lists its product as hypothetical. The record is from RefSeq and is a predicted model, not a curated record. The coding region runs from base 1 to 2040 and encodes 679 amino acids. Gene Ontology annotation, molecular function: chloride channel activity. Lineage: Eukaryota; Haptophyta; Isochrysidales; Noelaerhabdaceae. The transcript is spliced from 13 exons. Gene Ontology annotation, biological process: chloride transmembrane transport.
AUGGGCUUCCAGCAUUCGCGGUCUAUUCUCUCUCUCGCCGCGGCCCCCCGCUCGGCCUCCCAUAUGUCGUCCAACGAGAGUCUACAAAACAACCACAUGGACGCAGCCUCGACGGACGUUCUCCUGGCCCUGACCGCUCCGGAGCCUGUGGUGCGGUAUGUCGAGCAGCGGGUCCGAUCCGCCGGCCUGAGAGUGGCACGGGUCCCUGCCACGGCCACCGUGCUGAGAGUCAGCGCGCCCUCAGCGACCCUCGAGCGCGAGGCGGAGCACCUCGAGCUAGAAAAGCGCCUGCGGCCAGAGGCUCGGUCGUGCGCGAGCGAGCGGCACUGGCCGAUGCGCGAGUUUGUGUUGGCGCAGCGGGCCGAUUUCGCUGGAGCGGGAGAGGGCGGCUUCUUCACGCCGUCUGAGCGGGUCUUCCUGGUGACCGCGCUGCUGGAGGCCGUCCCCGUCGACAACGCCUCCUUCUCCGCCGCGCUCGCCGCUGGCGCCGUUCGCGAGGUCCCUCCGCGCCACCUGUCGUCGCUGCUACGCGCCCUCGCCUCCGUCGGCUUGCUCGGCGAGGUGAGCGCCGCACACUGCGCCGGCCGGCUCGAGGGCUGGCGACGGUCCGUCGGGCUGCUGCGCGAGUGGGCGUGGCUCCGCUCGUCCGAGCCUCUCGCCCUCGAUGCGAUCCGCGACUACUGGGGCGAGAGGACGGGCUUCUUGUUCGCCUGGCAGGCCUUCUACGUCCAGGCGCUGGCCCCGCCCGCGGCCCUCGGCCUCUGCAUCUGGUGGCGCCGCCCGAAAGGGACGAGCGUCGACGACGACAGCGCGGUGCCCGUCUUCUCGCUGUUUUCCGUCGUGUGGGCACUCCUCUUCUCUGUGCGGCGGCCCGAGUUCGUCGGCCGCGAGGUUGUCUCGGAGAUCACGGGGGAGGUCGAGCUAGUCGAGGGGCGCGGCAGCCGCGCGCUCCGCUACGCCGCCUCGCUUUGCGUGUCGCUGGCGUGCCUCAUCGUCCCGCUCGCGUACAUGUUCGUCUCGCUCAACCUGCAGGACUCGCUGCGGCACGACGAGACUGCCCGAGAUUGCCUGAGAUUGCCCGAGAUUGUCAUCUUCCUGCUCAACAAGGCGGCACGACGAGAUUGCCCGAGAUUGCCUGAGAUUGCCCUCCUCCUGCUCCACCAGGCGUACAGGCACGAGGCGCACGACAACUCGCUCAUCGUCAAGCGGUUCCUGUUCGAGGCCUUCGACUGCUACAUCGCCCUCUUCUACAUCGCCUUUGAGCUCCGCGACGUGGACCGCCUUCGCGUCGAGCUCGUCUCGCUCUUCUCCACAGACGUCUUCCGGCGCGUCUUCACGGAGGCGGUCCUCCCGCUGCUGAUGCAGCGGCUCUCGCGACGCAGGCAUGCCGCCGCCUCCGCCGCCGCCAAGAAAGAGGACGGCGGCGCGGGCGGCGGCGGCACGGACGGCGGCAGCGGCGACCUCGAGCUCGACGAGCACGAGGACUUUGACGACUACCUCGAGAUGGUGAUCCAGUUCGGCUACAUCACGCUCUUCGCCUCGGCCUUCCCUCUCGCCUCCGCACUCGCCCUCGCGUGCAACGGGGUCGAGCUCUACUCGGACCUCUUCAAGGUGAGCUACCUCUGCCGCCGGCCCCGCCGCCCUCGAGUGAGCGGCAUCGGCACCUGGCUCGGCCUGCUGUACGUGCUCGUCGUAGCCUCCAUCUUCACAAACGCAGUCCUCAUCGCCUUUGCGAGCGACCAGCUGGCGCCGCUCCUUCCGCAGCUCUUCGACGCGCGGCAGCGGCAGGUGGGGCAGUGGCCGUCUGGCAUCGUCCUGCUGCUGGUCGCGGUAGAGCACGGCCUCCUCCUCCUCCUCCUCGCCACCGAGGUGACCCUUCCGCGCCCUCCGCGCUGGGUGCGACUCACUCUCGCCAGGCGCGAGCACGAGGCGCUCCUCGCCAAGCGGCGGCUUCUCCUCGAGGCGCCCGUCGUCGCGACGCCGCUGGGAGACGUUAUCGAGGCGACGCCGGUUGGGGGCGGCGGCGGCAGCAAGAGGUAGUCGCCCGCAGGGCGUGCGUGUGUGCCCCC